UUCCCUUCAUUUUGUUCCGCUUGCUUAAUAUCUGCAUUUUUUUUAGGAUAAUGGAUGAUUUUUAUGAAGUUUUAGGGUGUACCAUGGAUGCUACAGAAGACGAAAUCAAACGAAUUGUUAACGAAGCUCGACUUAAGUUCCAUCCAGAUAAAAAUCCAGAUGUUUCAAAUAGAAAAUUCUUGGUCGUAGAAAGGGCAUGGAGUGUUUUGCGGUAUCCAGAAAAACGUAAAGCUUAUGACGCUUUGUUGAAACAACAUAAAAUUAUAUCUCACUCUGCUGGGUUGCCUAUACAGUCUGACGUAUCAUUUGACCAAUUUCAUGAUGAAAGCAAAUCCGUUCAUGACGUAGAUUUACAAUCCCACAAUCAAGAGUGUCACUGUUAUUGGUUUCCUUGUCGCUGCGGUGGAAGUCAUGUCUUAGACGACCUUGCUGUACUAUGCCAAGUCCCGUAUGCAAAGUGUACAAACUGUUCUUUACUCGUGCAUGUUUCAUACCCUGAAUCUCAUUGA
Schistosoma mattheei is the source of this 509-nucleotide messenger RNA. The record is from the annotation of a GenBank genome assembly. NCBI's taxonomy places the organism in Eukaryota, Metazoa, Platyhelminthes, Trematoda, Strigeidida, Schistosomatidae.